AUGAGGAGAUGUAGCUUCAAAGAUGCUGUUCAAACUUCCUAUCUUUUUCAUUCCCCACUUCAAUGUGCCAAUCAAUGCGCUACGCUGGCAAAAGGGCUGUCAGAAAGAGUCCAAUCCCGAGGAGAGUUCAUGCGUGAAGUUUCUUUGUUGAAUGAAGGUGAGUUCAAGGGCUUCUUUGAUCGGGAAAUGCACGCACUUCUUUUGUUGUCGUUAAGGUCCCUUCCCCCUGAGUUCAAGAUGUCCCUUUCCGCUUCUCUUUCAGCUACUUCCCUCAUUGGGAUUGGUCAAGCUCCUUCACUUAUUGCUCGAUCCGAUCCGGAACCUAUUGGGAUAGCACCUUUUCUUCCUAUUAGUAGGUCUUCUUGCCCGUUAAGUUCCUCUACUGGUAGUCUAGUUGUAGUUUUGAGCGGGUGA
Molecule: messenger RNA, 414 nt
Organism: Dovyalis caffra
Lineage: Eukaryota; Viridiplantae; Streptophyta; Magnoliopsida; Malpighiales; Salicaceae
Source: the annotation of a GenBank genome assembly